This is a messenger RNA of Meira miltonrushii, 4891 nucleotides long. RefSeq lists its product as uncharacterized. The transcript has 2 exons. The record is from RefSeq and is a predicted model, not a curated record. Gene Ontology annotation, molecular function: phosphorelay sensor kinase activity; histidine phosphotransfer kinase activity. Bases 486 to 4751 code for a protein of 1421 amino acids. Gene Ontology annotation, biological process: phosphorelay signal transduction system; protein autophosphorylation. NCBI's taxonomy places the organism in Eukaryota, Fungi, Basidiomycota, Exobasidiomycetes, Exobasidiales, Brachybasidiaceae.
UUUAAAUUCAAUCACCGCAUCUUCAUUCCAGAUCAUUUGCAUAUUCACUCAUGAUCUGCCUUACAUUCAUCUUCUUAUUGCUGAUUUAUGCGAUCUUGCAAUUAGACUUUUUGACAAUGGCAAAAGGCGAGUGCAUUACCAUCAAAUAAAAACAAAAAGCUUAAAAUCCAUCUAUGUAUGCUCCCAAUUCAUCCAUCCUUGGACGGGACGAGUAAGACCCUCUUAUGCAGCCUUUUUUUUAUUAAUCUAAGACGAAAAUCUAUGCAACAAUCUGUUUGGCAGUAUUCCCACUGAGUGAGAUUGUACCUACUUGAAUUCUCAUUGGCAGACAGAAUUCACACAAUGGAUACAGUGUAAAGGCAAACAUCUUCCCAUCCAUACCACCUUUCAUCCACCAUUCGUCACAUUAUCGUUCUUAUCCGAUUGAGGCACUGAUUCUUUGCGAGCGUUUCGUUUGCUCGAGUUUCAGUGCUGAAGUCGUCAAGAUGGCGUUGGAUUCUUGUUCAAGUGGAAGUGCAAUAGAGAACGGAUUGCAACGAAUCAACCUAAACACCAAGCAGUUCAAUCCAGAUCACCAUGAAGCAAAAGCUCGUAAUCAAGGAAUAGAAAAUUUCCCUAGUCAACCAAAGAUCGUUCACAAUCCAGCCCAACCAGCAGAAAACGAUAGUGUAGGAUGGCAAAGAUUUCUUGCUGCUUAUCAAUCAGGCAAAUGGGAAUCAUGCGAUGAUGAAAAAGAAAUAAGUUCAACUGAUGAUUCUCCUUCAGCAGAUCUUACGAUCGUCUAUGAUUCACAUGGAACUCCAAUGGAUAAUAAGGAUUAUUUCCAUCAUUAUCAUCACCUUGCUGCUCCCAACCUUCCGCCAAUGAAGAGGAGAAAAAGACAUGAAGCAUUACUACGGCAUGGUAUCGUAAAAUCACAUUCACGACAGCAUUUACAGCGGUAUGCGGAAAUGGCUAAACGUAUUUUCGAUUGCGAUAUGGUCACACUUUCGUUUGCAAGUGCGGAUGAGAGAAACAUCAUCUUUUUAGCAGCAGAUGGUCCUCCUAUAAGUCAAGUACCUACUUGUGCUAGCAUCUGUUCUCACGCACUCUUGCUUGAAGGUGAUUCGGAUAUCUUCGUCGUUCCGGAUAUGGCACAAGAUUGGCGUUUUGAUAGGCUGUUUGGCAAAGAAGGAUUUCACAAAGAAAUGACGUAUAGAUUUCAUGCUUCUGCGCCAAUCCUUCUAUCUUGCUCAGAGACACCUUGUUGUAAGAUGAGCGUUUCGCCUAUUCAUGCAGGUCGAUUCAGUAUCUUUUCCUCAAAGCCUCGACCUAAUUUUGACAAGGAAGAUGCAAAGAUUUUGUUGGAUUUCGCACGUAUGACGCAAGAAGCAAUGGAGAAUGAAUUCUUGAACAAAUUUGCCAGUAGAAGCAGAAAGCUUCAACGUGAUUCUACAAGAAUACUUUCCAGCCUGAACACUUCACUCGAACAGAGAUUACGCUCCAAUGCAACCGUUAGAGCCGUUGGCUUGCAAAUGCCAGGGAUGGGUGACCUAUUUCCUCUAAUGCCAGACGAUAAACCGAUAUCGGCAAAUCCAACAAGCCCGGUGCUGGGAGAUGGAAAACCGGUGUAUGCCAGUAUAUUGGAGGAUGUCGAAGCAAUGCAAGGUUUUCUCCAGGCGAUUCGCUCAAGUCUUUCGGCAAAAUCGGCUUGUUUGAUAGACGGUUCCAACUUAUCGACCAGUCCACUAAAAGAAGAAACACAUUCGACCACCAGCGAGAUAGGAAGCGAUGACGGUAAACAUCUUGAGAUUGGAAGGAAGGAAGAAGCGAUUUCCAUGGUUGCGAUCACGGGUGAAUCCGCUUUAGUCCCGCAAAUGAGAGACGAUCGUACCUUUUCAUCUCUUGAGAGCUGGUUCGAAAUGGCAAAAUCAGACACAUCGCGGAAGCAACCGCAUUUAUUACAACUUGGACAAAUUUCGCAAGUUGAACCGAUUAGAAAUGCUAUCAUAAAUCGUACAAGGAAUCGACGAAGCGGAAAAUGUCCUUAUGGCGUUCAUGGAGUAACGAGAGAUUCCAAGGAUGAAUUACCAUGCUGUUGCAUUUUGUCAACAGAAGAUGCCGUAAAGCUUAUUGAGCCUAUCCUGCCAAGCGCUGUAGCGACUUGCUUGGUCAUUCCAAUCGUUGCUGAAAAUGCUAUUAAUCUCAAAAAAGCACCAUUAGCAAUGAUGUGCCUUACAUGGGAUCAAUCCGUUGCAGUCAGUGCAAUGGAGCUUGACUUUUGUUCCAUGUUAGCAAUUCACCUCGCAGGUCUAGCUUGUCAGGAACAAGCUUCUGUUAUCAGCAAUGGUCAAUUAAACCUUAUUCGGAUCAUGCAACACGAAUUACGUACUCCAUUAAAUGGAAUAAUGGGCGUUUCAGAAGGCCUUCGGGAUGGCAAAGAUGAAGCAUUUUUCGGAAAGGAGACAAAAGCCAAAUGGUCAGCAAAUCUUGAGCUUGAACCCGGAAUGAUGGCAAGGAGAAGUAUCGGUGAUCCGACAACACCUCUUUCAGCCGGAUCGAAAAGGUCUGAAGGAAAUGAGGUAAUCAAAGCGGCAAGGGUUUUGGCUCCUCAACUGGAAUCAAUUCAUGUUUCCAGUAUGAUGCUAAAAACGAUUCUAGACGACAUUCUGACCUUGGAUAACAUGUUCGAUGGUUCAAGCGGAGCAAGAAAACAAAAGCCUGAAAUGCGCAACAGAGAUUCUUUCAGAUUGUUUGAAUUUGCUGAAGUGAUUGAAAGUGCUUGUCGGGAAGAACUUCGAUAUUCAGAUCUACAAGCGAUGCGGAUCUUCCGAGCCGUCAAUACAGGAGGUUCUUCGGCCACGCCUUCGGAAAGAACAAAGACCCCAACAUCAGGCUUACGAGGUACUACUUUAGCAGCAACUGCCGGAUUGAUGGAAUCAGCGGAAAGACAGGAGGCAAAUGACCUGAUUGACAGCGAAGAUCCAAACACGCCAACACAUUCUUCUGUGUCGCCCGAAUCUCAUUUACAGCCAGAAUUGCUUUCGGGUAACCUUACCAUGAUCACUCUACCGCCGUCUAUCACUGUCAAAAUCGAUGAAAAAUUAACAAAUACACCGAUUGGAAAUAGGGAAAAGUUACACAAGAUCGUGGGAAGGUUAGUGAGCAACGCAAUCCGAUUUACACCACAAUCAGGCUUAGUAGAUGUUGAAGUACGUCUAUCGUCUUCUUCACAUUUGACUCAUCACGUUGAGGAGGUACAGAAAGAGGGUCUUGCGCAGAAUAAGAACGGAGAAACAUCCACUUCUAUUUGCUCUUUGCCGGGAGAGGGGAUAAAGCUUCUAGAAAGGAUAUCUGUGGAUACCUAUUGGAUUCAAUUACUCGUGAAGGAUUCGGGUAUUGGUAUGCGAGAUGAUUUCCUACAAGAUAGCUACCUGAAACCGUUUACAAAAGCAGACGGUUUCACUCAGGGUAUCGGAUUGGGGUCUACUGUUGCGUUUGCGUUGAUCAAAUCUAUGGGCGGUGCAUAUACUAUUCAAAGUAGGAUCGACAAAGGCACAGAAGUGAACGUGUUCUUACCCUUUUCAAAGAAUGGCAAGACUUUCACCAAUCCGAAUCCUGAGAACGAACUUAAAGUUGAAAAAGAUCAUCAAAAAAGCAUCUUUACCACCGCGAUCUUUGUCGGAUUUGAAAGUGAACCAGGAACGAAGCAUGUCAGUGCAAUUCUGCAAAAUAUCAUGGAAAAGAACGGAGUGCAAUGUAUACAGGAAGGAAGCCGGCCAUCUGGAGGGAUAAGGCGGACUAAUAGCAGAUCUCCCCCUCAAAUGAAGGAUCGCCGAUUAUACGUCAUUCACGAAAAUGCACUUUCCGCAUCUAAGGCCCAAUUGCCUUCAGAUCUUGGUCAGUCAAACGUAUAUUCGAUCGUUAUUACUCGAAAUGCGCUCAGACUAAAGCCAGAACCUGAAUCGAUGAUGCUCGUGAGAAGUGGACCACACGUUUUACUCAUUCCCCCUUUUGGUCCCUCUACUUGGGAUAUGUUGGAACAAUUACUGAAAGUUCCUAUGGAUACGAGCAUUAGUAGAAAUGGAGCAUUCGAGCUUGCACAGGCGCCCACAAACAUAGAUCUUUCCGGUACAAAUCGGCCAAUUGUGGAUAAAGCAGCUCUACCAUCGGCGGAAGAAGAACAGGGAGAUUAUUUCUCACAAUCUACACCGGUGGCUGAAACAGAUCAAUCUCGAGACAGUCCUGUAGAAGAAGGAGUCUCCCCUUUCUCCACACUUACAACGCCUCGAGCCAAUGCACAAUCUUCUCCCUCAGGCACUGUACCUGAAAAGAAUCCGGAUCGCAAACUUCCCGCGAUCGUGAAAGCCAUCAAAACGCCAUUUUCUUUCUCCGUUCUUGCCGUUGAAGACAAUCCGAUCAAUAUGCGUUUGCUCACUACGGUGUUGCGUAAGCUUAAAAUUCCAUUUACAGAAGCAAAAGAUGGGGUAGAAGCUGUUGAGAAGUUUAAAUCGUACAAACCAUCAGUAGUCUUGUUGGACAUAUCUUUGCCUUUGAUGGAUGGCUUUGAUGCUUGCAUAGCCAUGCGAAAGUACGAUUUACCCAUUCGACCUAAAAUCAUCGCGAUCACCGCCAUGAGUACUGAGGAAGAUAAAUAUCGUGGCCUACAAAUUUGCGGAAUGGACGAAUGGCAAACAAAGCCUGUAAGCCUUAAUAUGCUAAAAGCCAGAAUCGCCGAAUUGCGCCAGGAACAUGAAGACUCGACAAAGUGAGGAGAAGAGCAACAAUUCAUACAACAUCAUUUAUAUUUUUAGUCCCCGUUUCAUUUGGUUCACCUGUCGUCUUAUCUGUAAUUUUAAUGACUCUUUGGCAAUAGUUGACGUGAAUGACAUUUAUCUGCAAGUCAGCCGUU